Molecule: messenger RNA, 2352 nt
Organism: Drosophila grimshawi
Lineage: Eukaryota; Metazoa; Arthropoda; Insecta; Diptera; Drosophilidae
Gene: tmod
Product: tropomodulin
Exons: 8
Coding region: 358-1974 (538 amino acids)
Biological process (GO): myofibril assembly; pointed-end actin filament capping
Cellular component (GO): myofibril
Molecular function (GO): tropomyosin binding
Source: RefSeq, a predicted model, not a curated record
AGAAUCGUGUAAUUUGCCUCGUGCGUUGUCGCUGGGCGCUGCUCGCUGAUUAUUUUCAAUUUAUUGCUGCACAACUGAAACAAACUGAAAAAUCUCGAAUUAUGCGUUUUUAAUUGCGAAACAAGUUGAGAAAUUCUCUUUCGAGUGUGUGUGCCUGUGCCUUGCCCCUGUGUGCGAGUCGGUGGGCCGCUAUAGUCGCUACAGUUCAGAAUUUAGUGAGCAAGCGCCGAACCAAGUGAAAGUGAUCAAUAAACGAAACAAUAACAACCAACAAAACAAAACAAAACAAAAAAAACAAGCCAAAAUACAAAUAGAAGUGAAAUCCUUAAGGAAACAGUUUACCGUUAAUUAGCAAAAAUGUCGGACAAUGAGGAUAUUAUGAGUGCCACCGAAGAGCAGGCGGAAGCCAGUCCCGCAUCGGUGCCAGAUGCCGAUGCGGAGAGCAAAAGCAGCGUUGUCACGGAGCGCACCGAGGAGGUGAUACCCGGGGAGAGCGAGAAAAUGGUCACCGAGACCAUCGAUGAGGAUGGUGACGUUGUCGAGGAGACAACCGAAGUUACCCGUAAAACGGUUAAGCGUACCAUGAAAAUAACUGAGACUUCUUCCACCACAAAGACAACAACGCUUACCACGCCUGCCAAGCUGUAUGGCAAGGAUCUGAGCGAGUACGAUGAUGUGGAUGUGGAGAGCCUUUUGGCGCAAUUGUCGCCCGAGGAGAUAACCAUACUGGCCAAAGAAGUGGAUCCUGAUGACAACUUCUUGCCGCCAGAUCAGCGCUGCAGCUACGAGUGCACCAAGGAUGCCACUGGGCCGCUGAAUCGCAAACAGCUCAUCGAGCAUAUUAAUAAGCAGGCAAUUGAGACGCCAGACGAGCCGGAGUUCGAGCCCUAUGUGCAGGGCAUGGUGCGCGGCAAGAAGUGGGUGCCACCGCCGCGAGAUGCUCGUGAUAUUGAGGUGGAGGAACAGAUCGCCAUUGAUAUGGGCGAGGAGUAUGAGCAUGCUCUCAGUGAUGCUACGCAGGAGGAGAUCAUCGAUUUGGCCGCCAUUCUUGGCUUCCACUCGAUGAUGAAUCAGGAUCAGUACCAUGCCUCGCUGCUUAACACGGGCCAGCCCGUUGGCUUGGGCUGGGAUGGUAUCACAAAGUCCACACAGCAGAAGCUGUACCCCAACGAUCCGCCCAACAGCACAGACGUGGAGGAGUCGAUUAAGCGCGUCAAGGAUGAUGAUUCCAAGCUGAUUGACCUGAACUUGAAUAACAUUAAGAAUAUAUCGGAUGAGAAGCUCGAACAACUUAUUGCCGCACUGCCUCAGAACGAACAUUUGGAAGUUCUAUCGCUGACAAACGUCGGCCUGACCGAUAAGACAGCUCUCCUGCUCGCCGAAGCGAUCGAGAAAAGCAAAACCCUGAGAGUAUUAAAUGUUGAAACCAACUUUAUCAGUCCGCCCGUAAUUGUCAGGUUGGUGCAAGCCCUGCUCAAGUGUCACACCAUCGAGGAAUUCAGGGCCUCCAAUCAGCGAUCUACGGUGCUUGGCAACAAGAUUGAAAUGGAGAUCACCAAUUUGGUGGAGAAGAACCCAUCGCUUCUGCGACUUGGCUUGCAUCUGGAGUUCAACGAUGCGCGUCAUCGCGUGGCCGCCCAUCUGCAGCGCAACAUCGACAGAAUCUUCCGCGUGCAAAAGAUAAAACCCAAUUUGCCAAAAUUGAUAUUGCCCAGCAACAUGGAGAUUGAACGGCAGCUGGGCCGCUCGGCCACGCCCACGCCGUCACCAUCGCCUUCACCGUCGCCCCAGCCGCCGGCCGACUAUGAUGUGGAGGUUGAUCCCGACAACAUGGUCAUUCGCGGCGGCAGCGGUGGCGUUGCCUACGAUCCAGAGUUCGAUCCCGAUAAUAUGGUGGUGCCCGGCAGUCGCGCCGUAACGCCCAACUACGAUGACGAGGGCGUCUAUCAAGCGCACACUAAGAAAAGAUCUUGAAUUACGCCUGCAGUUCAGAUUUUUCAAUAAUCUGCAUAGAAAAUCAACAAGAAUUCAGUAAAUCAAAAUGAAAUCAAUACACAAAACAUUAAAAACAAAAACAAACAAACAAACAACCAAAGAAACUAAACUAAACAUUUUUGAAGCGUUUUGUAAUUCUAAAAUUAAAAAAACCGAAUAAAAAGAAACAAGUUUAAUAUAUAUGUAAAUUAAACGUGUAAACAAUAUAAAUGGAAAAAGAAGCAGCAGCUGCAACGCUCUCAUCUAAAUACGUUAGAUAGACCAAGGAAGUCAAUAAUAUAAUAUAUAUAUAUGUAUAUAUACACAUACUUAUAAUGCGCAGAUCGAGAUUCUGAUAAAAAAAAAAUAAAAAAAAAG